AUGAAGAGCGACACAAAGCAUAUCAUUACUUUGUGGUCACAUGGGUUGUACGCAUCGGGUUACCACAACGGUUACGGAUCUGCUCCCUACGGCUCGCUUCAAGCGUCCGUCGCGGCGGGCGGUGGUCGCAAGGCGGCGAUGGCGACGGCGGCGGCUGCGGCGACCUCGUCUCUGGCGGCGGUGCGCGUGUUUAAGGGAAACAGCGUGCUCGCGCAAUUCAAGGCGCGAAUCACGGCGCGAUUUGCGGAGGGGCCGGCGGUUCUCCUGGCUGACUCGGCGGAAAGGCAAGGCGCAGCAGGAGCAGAGGCGUUGAGAGCAAGAGGGAUAGAGGCGACGUGCGAGAUUGGGGAGAGAGGCGAGGCGGAGCGGGUGGCCGUGGAGAGCGGGGCAGAUGGGGCGACGCAGGCGGUGGUGGUGGGGGGUUUAGGGUGUGGGGAGGAGCAGAGCGCGGCAGUGCGCAUGGCGCAGGCGGUGCUGCUGCCCGCCCUGGGCGCCGUAUCACACGCCUUCAUGCACGGCCUCAACCGCACUGAGGUGAUAGACGCGCACAAGCUCACGGACGCCAUCGCCCACCGCCCUCCUGGCACGCCCCUCCUCACGGUAGCCAAUCACGUGGCAGCAAUGGACGACCCACUGGUCAUGGCAGCGGUGGUGCCGCCAUCCCUCAUGCUCGCCCGCCCCGCCGCUCUCCGCUGGACCCUCUGUGCCUCCGACCGCUGCUUCUCCUCUCCGCUGCUCUCCGCUUUCUUCACCUCGCUUCGAGCUUUACCUGUGGAGAGGGGAGGGGGGUUGAAGCAGCCGGGCAUGGUGGCAGCAGCGCAGCGGCUGAGCGAGGGCGGGUGGGUGCACAUCUUCCCCGAGGGCACUCGCUCGCUGGAUGGCGGCCGCACCCUUGGCCCCAUGCGGCGCGGUGUUGCCUGGCUGGCAGCGCAGUGCUUGGUGCCGCCGCUCAUCAUCCCAGUGGUGCAUGUCGGCAUGCACCGCGUGCAAGCUAGAGGACAAACGCUGCCGGCCACAGGCCAACAGCGCCUGCACUCCCACCUGCUGGCGCGUGAAAGCCACCUGCUUGAAGCGGGCGCUGCACUGGAAGGGGCUUUGCCGCGGGAUGAGUCGCUAGCAGUGGAGGGGUGUGUGGCAGGCGUGGAGGCUGAUAGGGAACUGGCAGCGCUGAUGUGUGGGACAGGAGUGAUGGAUGCUACGGACUGCUGCAGUGACGUCAGUGCAGCAACGUCCACUCACGUUUCUUUAGAGAGCAGAGCGGACGGCAAAGCAGAGGGCGGUGGGUGGGAGUUGAGCCAGCCGAAUCACCCGCACUGGCAAAUACACCCCACUGGCAGUCGCGUUUCACAUUGGCCCUUAACCCUCGCUGCCCAUCCCCUCACCUGUUUGGAGGACCGCACAUGGCCCUCCCUCGCUCUCGCCUCCCACAUGGCUGAUGCUUCACCCUCUGCUGUCAGCAGCAGCAGCCGUGGUGCUGCUGGUCUGUUGCACUCCCAGUGGGCAAAGGAAGCAGCAGCAGUGGCAGCGGCAGCGAGGGAGGCAGUGGCGAGGCAGCAGGAGAUUGAGAGGGUGGCGCUGCUGUUUGGGUUUGCUGCUCGCUGUGCCGUGGGAGGGGGGCAGUGGCAACACAGGCAGGCAUUGAUGAUGUGA
This is a messenger RNA of Closterium sp. Yama58-4, 1650 nucleotides long. NCBI's taxonomy places the organism in Eukaryota, Viridiplantae, Streptophyta, Zygnematophyceae, Desmidiales, Closteriaceae. The record is from the annotation of a GenBank genome assembly.